UGCCAGAAUUGAUUGGGGGGACAGUGAAGGUGUUAGUAAUGAGGAGAUUGAAGCAGAUGACAGUGAAGAUGAGGACUAUGUCCCUCGUAUUUGUAUUCGCAACCACAGCAGAUUCUUACCAAGAGUUCCUUGAGCUGUGGCUUGGUCUCCUACAUCAUGUGACAAAUGAACACAGGUGGGUCCUGGGAAGCUGCCAGCAUGCAGACUUAGAAUCUGGUGGAACUCAACAGUGGCUUGAGCGAGGCUCCAUGGCACAUGAGGCCCUGAAGAGCAUCGUUAGAAACAAGCGGUGGCUUAAUGAGGUCCACAAAUAUCUAAAUUUUAGGUCCACUGCUGAUCUGGAGUCCUUCCAGAACUAUAUUUUAAUGUACGCUAGCAAGCGCACAGCAUUUAGCCCUCCUGUCUUUGAGGCCAGGAUGCUCCUUGCAGCGAUGGACUAUAAUUACCACAAGGACCACCCAGAGUUGUGUAAAUCUGAUGGAAGCAAACAGUACAGGAGGCUGUACAAGAAGAAUGCUCGCAGGUAUAUGCUAUACACUCGGAAGACAUCCAAGACGUAUGGCUACAUUCCAGAACUGAAAGCUAUGAUCCUUCAAAAGAGAUUAGCUGGUAAGGGGAUGCCCAGACGGAGGACACUACGACCUGAUGACCCCAGAAGGUACGGCCCACUUCCCCCUGUGCCGGCACCAACCAUUGAGGAACUCCUGCACACCCAAGUCAGGAGAGGUCUUGUGUCAACAUUCCAGACUAAAGACCUGUAAAGCCCAGUUUCCAGAGCCUCACAACCCUGACCAUCUUCAUGGCCAUGUAAACUUUUGUGUCACAAGCUGCUUAUCAACAAUUUCAGACUAAAUGUUUAAACAGUACAGAGCAGCUGAG
This is a messenger RNA of Carassius gibelio (silver crucian carp), 879 nucleotides long. RefSeq lists its product as uncharacterized. The coding region runs from base 39 to 761 and encodes 240 amino acids. The record is from RefSeq and is a predicted model, not a curated record. NCBI's taxonomy places the organism in Eukaryota, Metazoa, Chordata, Actinopteri, Cypriniformes, Cyprinidae. The transcript is spliced from 6 exons.